CAUUAAUGUACUGUCGUCCUCCAAGACGCCUCCAGGCCGAGGAUAUAUCAAGGUUGGGAUCUACACUGUCAAGAUUAUGCCUUCCUUACAUUUAUCUGUGAUCUCCCAACUCAAUACUCCGUACAUGUAGUAAUGAUCAGGAUCGCAGCCUUUCCGGCGGAUGGCGGAUGGCAGAUGGGCGUGUACUGGCGACUCCCAGGCACUAUACUGUGUAACAGGGUCACCUAAUGCCACCGUGUCGGCGCCUGAGACGUCCUCGUCGACGAUGCCAUUAUCACACAACUCUCCACGACCUCCAGAUGAUGUUCUCAGAGAUGCAGACUUGUGAGGUUGUGAGUCCCAUAUCAUCACAGACAAAGGCGCCUCAUGCAGUUGAGCUGCUUACGCAAGACUCUCGAAGCCCUCGAGGGCCUCUGUGGAUGCUGCCAAGGCUGGUUGACAUUUUUCGAGCUUCUCAACAUUGGGAUUCAUCACCCUUACCUACCUGAAGGUUGGCAAAUAUCACAAAUCCAGGGAGGAGUUGCGCUUGCAUGCUGUGUCUUCUGUCCCCGGCAUAACGGUACUGACUGAACUUGUGAAUGUCGAUACUCCUUGGUUGAUCAAACAGUCCUGUUGAAACCUGUGUCCGUCCCUAUUUUCAACACUGCGCAAGAGUGGGGGGGUUAUCAAGUUGACACUUUUCAAAGUUUCUCAAUCCGAGGUUUCAUUUUCAUCAGGAAGGAGCUGCAGCUCAGCAACUUUCUCAGGCGAAGGGAAGACACCAGGUCUAGUAUCAUACGAGUGUGCUGAGGAGCAAGUUCGUUUUCUCUCCGGAAAAUGUCAGCAAAAGACGCGGCGACGCCGCGGGUCUUCCUCAUACGCCAUGGCGAAACCGAGUGGUCCAAGAACGGUCGCUACACCGGCGUCACAGACCUCGCCUUGCUACCUGAAGGCGAAGACAAAGUCCGACAGACCGCCUCCGUGACAUUCGGCCCAGGCCGUCUGAUAGACCCUUCCAAGCUGGGCCUCAUCAUCUGCAGUCCUCGAAAACGUGCACAACAGACACUGAAGCUCUUCCUCGACCGGAUGACAUCGACACCCGACGCCGACGCUGGCCGUGUCAAGAGGACAGACCUUGAGUCGAAGACCAUCACGACCGAAGACCUAGCGGAAUGGGGCUAUGGCGAUUACGAGGGCCUGCUGACCGAUCAGAUCCGCGAGCUCCGCCGGUCGCGCGGUCUUGACGCGGCUCGACCGUGGAACGUCAUGCGCGAUGGCUGCGAUGGGCCUGGAGGCGAGUCGCCGGCCGAGGUGAUGCAGCGUCUCGACCGGAUCAUUUCGCGAAUCACGUCGCUGCACCAAACCGCGCUGGCAAAUGCAAAUGGUCAGGCGUGUGACAUCGUGCUGUUCGGACACGGGCAUAUCUUCAGAGCAUUCGUCAAGCGCUGGCUGGGGUUCAGCAUCGACGCCCCGGUCAAGCUGGAUUUCCAGUUCGAGCCCGGAAGCGUGUGCGGCUUGAGCUACGCGAACCGCGACGUCACGGACCGCGUUCUGCUUGCUGGGAUGAAACUUCCUGUGCCGCCGACGUCGGCAGAGUAGGACUCGUGAUUGGAUUGGAUUGGAUUUUUACUGUAGCACAUACAGUACAAUACAGUCCUCCGGCUACCUAGGUACCAUACCUUUACCCAAACACCACCACCGAAAUGAAGUUCAUGGGCCUAAAACCCCGACGACAGGAUCUGGAGGGCGACUCGAUAAGACCUCGCGGACCUCCCCCACUGCCAUGUCCAUGCUUAUUGUGCAUACACGAGGUCAGGCACACUUCCUUUUGGCUUGCGGUCUUCCGCCUCUGCUCGUGGAAAAGUUCCUUUGUCGAUUCUGGUCCGGCCUGCGACGACCUUACACCCAAUGCAGGUCUAUCCUAUCCUAUCCUAUCCUAU
Exophiala xenobiotica is the source of this 1919-nucleotide messenger RNA. RefSeq lists its product as uncharacterized. Gene Ontology annotation, biological process: ribose phosphate biosynthetic process. Gene Ontology annotation, molecular function: sedoheptulose-bisphosphatase activity. The coding region runs from base 817 to 1578 and encodes 253 amino acids. Lineage: Eukaryota; Fungi; Ascomycota; Eurotiomycetes; Chaetothyriales; Herpotrichiellaceae. The transcript has 2 exons. The record is from RefSeq and is a predicted model, not a curated record.